UUUGAGAAGAUGGCGGCCGUUUUUGAAGGUGUUGUUGUAAGUUCAUUGUUUGAAAAUGGUGAAACAACGCGAAAGUGUUCGGUUCCUUUAACACUUGGUAUUUAUGAUGAGGCAGAAUGCGUAAUAUUGAAAUUUAGAAACGCAGAAGGAACGAAUGGCCCCGAGUCUCUGUUUGAGGUUGAGAUAAGGAAAGAUGACGAGACUGCAGCAGUAGGAACCCAAUCUUUUGUUAUAACCAAAGAGGGUAACAGUGUACUGCUCCAGUUUCCCAACACACGAGCUUUUCAGACUUUCCAUGAGGCGAUACAGAAGUUUAAGAAGAGAGAAAAAGAUUCAGUCUUUUCACAAAGAACGGACGAUGCCUCAGCACUUCAAUAUUUUCAAUUUUACGGAUAUCUUUCUCAACAACAGAAUAUGAUGCAAGAUUACAUACGGACUUCAACAUAUCAAAGAGCAAUUUUGUCGAACGUGGAAGACUUCAAAGACAAGGUUGUUCUAGAUGUGGGUGCGGGUUCGGGUAUUCUCUCCUUUUUUGCCAUUCAAGCAGGAGCUAAGAAAGUGUAUGCCGUUGAAGCAAGUUCGAUGGCGAAACAUGCAGAGACCUUGGUAUACAAUAAUAAAGUAUCGGAGAAAAUUGUAUUAAUAUCAGGAAAAAUUGAAGAAAUAUCACUCCCGGAAAAAGUGGACAUAAUAAUUUCAGAGCCAAUGGGAUACAUGUUAUUUAAUGAAAGAAUGUUAGAAACUUAUCUUCAUGCCAAGAAGUGGCUUACUUCAAGUGGGAAAAUGUUUCCGACAAGAGGAGAUCUCCAUAUAGCCCCCUUUACGGAUGCUGCACUCUUUAUGGAACAACUUAACAAGGCUAACUUCUGGUAUCAACAUUCCUUCCAUGGAGUUGAUCUAUCAAGUCUUAGAGAUACAGCUGUGGAGGAGUAUUUUAGGCAGCCAAUAGUCGAUACUUUUGACAUUCGGAUCUGUUUAGCUAAGUCACAAAGUUAUACAGUGGAUUUCCAGACUGCAACAGAGACUGAUCUUCAUAACAUAGAAAUACCUCUUAGCUUCCUUAUACUUCAAUGUGGCGAACUUCACGGUCUUGCUUUUUGGUUUGAUGUGGCAUUCAUUGGUUCCUCACAAACAGUAUGGUUAUCUACGUCACCAACCCAACCUCUAACACACUGGUACCAGGUACGAUGUUUAGUAGAUUCUCCAUUAAUCGUACAGAGAGGCCAGGUUGUGACAGGGAAGGUCCUUCUGAAUGCAAAUGCAAGGCAGAGCUACGAUGUUGACAUUGAACUACAAGUUGAAGGAACGAGUGCUUCCAGCCACAAUUCCUUAGAUCUUAAGAAUCCAUUUUUUCGAUAUACCGGUCAACCACCUCAGCCCCCUCCCGGGUUCAAUGAGACAUCUCCGAGUGAAAGCUACUGGCAAACACUGGACGCUCAAACUGCUACAAAUAAUGGCAAUCUGCUGGUAAACGGCAUCACCCUAAUGAAUGGCAACACGCUAAUGGACGUGCAGACCGCACAACUAGGUGUUCACCACUCAAACCUAAUUUCUUUAGGCUCUUUACCAAGUCCUGGAACAUUAAACUCAAGCAAGACGGGUUCAACUCGGGUUCAAGCCAGUGUUCCCACAAGUUCUAUAGGUGGUGGCAUCUCACCUUCACUCUUUAAUCAG
Molecule: messenger RNA, 1674 nt
Organism: Limulus polyphemus (Atlantic horseshoe crab)
Lineage: Eukaryota; Metazoa; Arthropoda; Merostomata; Xiphosura; Limulidae
Product: histone-arginine methyltransferase CARMER-like
Exons: 13
Biological process (GO): peptidyl-arginine methylation
Molecular function (GO): protein-arginine N-methyltransferase activity
Source: RefSeq, a predicted model, not a curated record